ACUCAUUCACCAUCCCCUCCACCCCCAUCACAUUUCAGAUGCAUGACAAGCUGUCCACGUUACAGUUUACAACAUGCCACCUCCUGUCGGCAGAUACGGGCCUACUGGCCUAAGCGCCCCCUACACCCACUUACAACAAGCCCACCUCCAACAACAGCAACCUCAACACCAUCCGGCUCAUGCCCAGUCGGCUAACACAGCUCUUCCGCCUCCCUCCCUUGGCGGUCAUCCUGGUUUCGCCGCCGGCAACCCGAAUACCAAUAUCAAUCCUUUUACGCUCUCCGGAACCGGACUUACAAACGGCAUGUCUGUCGCUGGGUUCGGGGCUGCCGCUGAUGGCGGCGGUACCGGCCUUGCCAGCCACGCGGCUCAGAUGGGCUUCGCAAGAGGGGCCCAAAUGCAGCAACAGCAGCUCCAUCAAGCUCAUGAUGGUCGCUUAGCACUCGAGGCCAAAGCGGGUGCGGUGAAGACAAGGAUACGGGAUGUUUGGAAGCACAACUUGGCUCAGGAAAUGGCCGUGCUACGGCAGUUGGUGGAGAAGUAUCCGUAUAUCAGCAUGGAUACCGAGUUCCCCGGUAUCGUUGCACGCCCCAUCGGAGCGUUUACGAACAAGGCAGACUACCAUUAUCAGACUCUCCGGUGCAACGUUGACCUCUUAAAGAUGAUUCAGCUGGGAAUAACCCUGUUCUCCGCCGAAGGAGAAGUACCCCCACCCAAUGCAACGGAUGCGAAUGGACAACCUCUCGGAAACGGUCUGGUGCCUGCACCCUGCACUUGGCAAUUUAACUUCCGGUUCUCGUUGGAGGACGACAUGUACGCUCAAGAGUCGACAGCAAUGCUUGCUAAAGCCGGAAUUGAUUUCACCAUGCACGAGAAGAACGGCAUUGAUCCAUUCGAGUUCGGUGCGCUUUUGAUCAGCUCGGGGCUUGUCUUGCUGGAUGACGUUCACUGGGUUUCUUUCCACUCCGGCUACGAUUUCGGCUACUUGAUGAAGAUCAUGCUCUGCAAGACUCUCCCGGAGAACGAAGAAGAAUUCCACAAACUCCUCAAUAUUUUCUUCCCAUCGCUAUAUGACAUCAAAUAUUUGAUGAAGCAUGCCGGGCGCAACCAAGCCGUCAAUGAUAUUCCUCUCACACCGGCCGCCGCCCAGAUCCUCGCCAACCUUGGUCAAAAGUCUGGACUCCAAGACAUUGCCGACGAGCUCGGCGUCAAACGGGUAGGCAUCGCUCACCAGGCGGGGUCUGACUCGCUUGUCACUGGUGAAAUCUACUGGAAGAUGCGACAAUUGGUCUUCGGCGGCUCGAUCGACGAGUCUAAAUAUUCUGGACAAAUCUGGGGACUGAAUGGUCAAAUGCCCGCUUUGUUGUACCAAAUGUCCCAUCAGACGCCCAAUCUCAACGGGGCCACCAUCUACUCUACGACUGGCACCCCGAGCACCCCCAAUGCCGGCACACCUCAGCACCAGGGGGCCGGCACACUGACACCCGGGGCUGUAGGCGGAGUGUUGGGACAAUUUCAAGUUGGGAAAGCUUGAAGCUAGUUUAGCCAGUAUCUCAUUUGUUCCUUGGUUUUAGAUUGGGUGGGGGGAGUCAUGAUAUGCUUUGCAUUGUUGUUUCUCUUUCUUUCCCUUUGUUUAGUCCCUUUCUAUAGACUCUCGCGUGCUUGUGUACUCUACUGGAAAUUUUUGACGAGCUUCUCAUCCUCGGGUUGUUCUCCAAGUACGCUAUUUGUCUUAUUUUCCCUUUACCACGUUCACAGCGACUGCUUUUAUGUCUUUCUCAUGGCAGGGGGUUGCGGGAUGGAUACGAUAUGACGGAUGUACAUAGCAUGCGGCACCACGGCGGUGCCUCCUUAUUUUUCUUUUUCUCUUUUUUUUUUUUUUG
Aspergillus alliaceus is the source of this 1883-nucleotide messenger RNA. Its product is annotated as CCR4-NOT core DEDD family RNase subunit POP2. Bases 74 to 1534 code for a protein of 486 amino acids. The record is from RefSeq and is a predicted model, not a curated record. The transcript is spliced from 2 exons. Gene Ontology annotation, cellular component: CCR4-NOT complex; P-body; CCR4-NOT core complex. Gene Ontology annotation, molecular function: poly(A)-specific ribonuclease activity; nucleic acid binding. NCBI's taxonomy places the organism in Eukaryota, Fungi, Ascomycota, Eurotiomycetes, Eurotiales, Aspergillaceae.